AUGCAGAAGGAGAUGGUCCCGCUGGAGAUUCGCCCCACCGACGGAACUGAAAUUGGUGAGGCGGAUCGCAAUAUGGCCGCGUUUCUGGCCAGAAAGGGUCUCGAGACUGUGAAGGGAGGGCAAUUCUCCGCAAAGCCGAUGACUUCUACUCCAAUCGAUACUCAAUCUGCGAAGAAGACUUCCGGACCAUCGUCUUCCAUUGUUCCGGCAUCCGAACAGAUGAACAUCCUCGAGCCGAGUUCGCCGUUGUUUGAGAGAGAGAGAGAGUCGGAGGUCGCCCCGAGCACUCCAAAGCGCAGACCGGAAACCGGAAUCCGGAGACAGAUGACUCCUUUCGCGUUUGAUAGUCCGUGCAGUCCCGAUUCCAAAAAUGUCGAGACGGCGUUGAACACUAAAGGAAGUCCCAUCCCGAACGACGGCAAACAAGCACCGAGAAGAUGCUUGCUCGAGGUGAACGAGUCCUUCCAGGUAUGCAUUUUUUGAAAAUGAAAACAAGAUAUUCUCAUGUGACCCGUUUCAGAUAGACUCUUUCGGAUAGUCUUUAACCGUCCGUCUUUUCGCGAAGGACAAUUAUGACGACAGCGACGAGUCGUUCUGCGACGGACGUUCAAUAAACUACGAGAUGAGAAUAUGAGCUUCCUCUUGCGACAGUCGUCUUUGCGCAUGAAAUAAACUGUGUCCCUCGUGGCCAAAAAAUCGAGCAGGUUUUUGUCCUUGGUCAGGGCACGCUCUCCCUCGUAGACCUGGGUCAACACUCCCGGCCGGUUGUCAGAGUAGGUGGUUAAAGUGAUCGCGAAACUUGGCGAUGAGCAUGUACUGAUUGGGCACCGCAUCACGGACCACUUUGAUGCUGACAAUGGUCUGCAGCGAAACCUGAAAACGACAAAAUGCAACUUUUUUCUGGCAUUUCGUAAAUUUAUUAAGUCAUCGCGAAUGACAAGAGAAACAACGAAGAAAACGAUAUUAUCAACAAGACUUUGCACGUUUUGUAAUUUUGAAUUUAAAAUUCGCUAAUUUCAAUGGAAAAUCGAUAUUUUCGCAAUUUACACUACGCAAAAAGCGUUUUUCGGGAUGAAAUACCGAUAUUCAAAGAAAAAAGAAACGCACCGACAUUCCGGCUCCUUGCAAUGGAGCGCACUUGCACAGUCCCUUCGCUGGCUGCUUUCUUUUGAAAAAAAAUUCUUCUCACUAUUCAAACGCAAUUUAUGAGCUCAACCAUAUUAUUUCGAUAAAAAUUAUAUUGAUCUGAAUAUUAAUAUUAUGAGAAACAGAAGUCUCAGGUGCAGGUGCCAGCUCCGAUGUCAUCUCCCAUGCGAGAGCUUCCCAAUCCGAACGAGUCUGCGCAUUUCGAGACUAUCGACUUUUCGGACUUUCCGCUGCGUGUUUCUUAAAAGGCUGCUAUUGUUGAGACAUUCGCUUUGAAAGACCAAAUCCAAAAGCUGAUCGAAGAGAAGGUUGCCAAUCAACACGAGUUGGCGAUUCAUGCAAAAGAAAGGCGAACCAUUGAGGUAACAUUGUGUUUCGGAAUAUAUUUACGCUGUUCAUUUCAGUACGAGCGUGAAAGGAUCGCGACGGAACGCGGUCUCCAUGCUGAAGCAAAGCGGUGGCUGAUGCAGGAAGUGUCCGAACGGGACAACAAAGUGUCGAGCUUGCGUCUGGAGCUGACUCGGUUCGCACAGGACAUCGACAUGCUGUACAAAGCCUACUUCCCAUCGGAUUCUAUCGGCAGAGAGAUGAUCGAGAAGAUGCUGGCAAGCGGAAAGACCCCGGACGCCAUCGAGAUCUUUCUCCAGAAUGGAGUGUAAGUCAAUCAGUAACUGACCGCCAAUGAGUAACAAGUUUCAUUUUCAGGACCGCCAUGCCGGGUCUCGUGAAGACAUUGGAAAGCCGACAGCCGGCUAUUGUGUACAAGGAGAGACGGGUCAAGAGGAACUCUCUGGAUUCUGAUUACGAACAAGUGCCGGCGGUAAGCUUGAAAACCAUCUAAACUCAAACAAUUGUUCUCUUUUUCAGCUGACUCACGGAUUCGCCCAUCCGACCUCCAUCACAAACUACCGAUUCAUGCAGGCAGCCUUCGGAAGAGCGCUUUCGGCAAUUCAGGCUGUCAAGCAGGGUAGGGCUCUCGCCAAGAACUGCUCCAUCGAUCCGCUCGCCGAGAAGCCGUUCAAGUACAUGACGGAUGCUGCCUACGAAGAGUGGAAGAACGUGAUGAACGGCCAUCCGUCGGAGCCGAAGUUCACGAAUCCGGUUCUCUGGGGAGGAGAGCCGCCAGUUUGA
This is a messenger RNA of Caenorhabditis sp. 36 PRJEB53466, 2277 nucleotides long. NCBI's taxonomy places the organism in Eukaryota, Metazoa, Nematoda, Chromadorea, Rhabditida, Rhabditidae. The record is from the annotation of a GenBank genome assembly.